Mauremys reevesii (Reeves's turtle) is the source of this 3151-nucleotide messenger RNA. It is a transcript of the gene LIN28B, whose product is annotated as lin-28 homolog B. The record is from RefSeq and is a predicted model, not a curated record. Gene Ontology annotation, molecular function: nucleic acid binding; zinc ion binding. NCBI's taxonomy places the organism in Eukaryota, Metazoa, Chordata, Testudines, Geoemydidae. Bases 696 to 1652 code for a protein of 318 amino acids. The transcript has 4 exons.
UCCUGACAUUAGGGAGGCUAAGGAGGAAUCUUCAAAGCUGAAGGAACAAGUACAAUUGGCAGAGCUACCUAGAUCCAACAGUCUUUUCAACAAAGUCAGCCAGAGGGCUUGAAGUAUUCGUUGUAUUGCAGGUCAAUAAUGGAAAGUGGUCGCCGUGGAGGGAUUAUAUAGGUAAUAAUUGGGAUCUUCACAUAAUGAAGAUUUGAAUAUGAAAAGCAGCCAUACCAAACUCUCCUGCAUUAAUGAUCCUAGAAAACUCCCCCGGAAAAACUAACACUGAGACUAAAAAAAAGCGGCGGGGGGGGGGGGGGUGUGAGAAUGGAGAUCACGGCCCUGGCCCCGCUUAUAGUGAACGCUGGGUGCCCAGGCUGCAGCAGAGAAGGAUCCGCAGGCCAAUGUUGGCGCCUGCGCUGCAGGUGAGACCAUAGGCUGGAAGAGCCUUUGUAUCAGCUGAUUUUUCUCUCUUGCCUUCCCACGCCGUGAUCUUACCCCCUUACUCCUCUGAUGAAACAGUUCGACAUGACACGACUACAGCCCCGACCGAGCAGUCUGAUUGUGAAGACAAACACUGUGUGUGUGGGAGGGGGGUGUCAUGUCCCUGACACACACAGACUCUGGGUUCCUAACGUGAGGGCUCAGGAGGGAAUCUCUAAAACUAAAGGAACAUCCAAGGUUGGCAGCGCUACCUAGAUCCAAUGGGACAGACCCGAUCUUCCCAGCAGGGAGCAGCUUCUGGGAGUGGGGAAUUCCCCGUCCCAGCAGAGCUUUUUCCUUUAAAAUGCAACUUUGCGGGCGGGGACAUCCCUGCCGGUAACAACCCGGAGAGCACGGAUCUCCCUGAAGCCCCAGGGGCUGGAUUGGGCCCCACCGCGCUAAUGAGACUGUCUGCCACCUUGAACCACCCAAUGACAGCAGGGGCGAGUAAAGGUGGAGACGAGCCCGGGAAGUUGCCGGAGCAGGAAGAGGAGGAAUCCCAGGUUUUGCACGGAACAGGCCAUUGCAAGUGGUUCAAUGUGCGAAUGGGAUUCGGGUUCAUCUCCAUGAUCAACCGGGAAGGAAACCCUUUGGAGUCUCCAGUUGAUGUUUUUGUACACCAAAGCAAGCUUUACAUGGAAGGAUUUAGAAGCCUAAAGGAAGGCGAACCAGUGGAAUUUACUUUUAAGAAAUCUUCCAAAGGCCUUGAAUCAAUACGGGUAACAGGCCCUGGUGGGAGCCCCUGUUUAGGAAGUGAGAGACGACCCAAAGGGAAGACAGUACAGAAAAGAAAACCAAAGGGAGAUAGAUGCUACAACUGUGGUGGCCUUGAUCAUCAUGCUAAGGAAUGUAGUUUACCUCCACAGCCAAAGAAGUGCCAUUACUGUCAGAGCAUCAUGCACAUGGUGGCUAACUGCCCUCAUAAAACUGUUUCACAACAGCCCACUAGUUCUCAGGGAAGAUAUGAAGCAGAACCACAGCCUUCCACUUCUUCUUUCCUGAGAGAAGGGGGAGGGGCUUAUGUCCAUUCAUCUCCAUCAUAUUCUCAGGAGGGAAGGUCAGAGAUCUUAGAACGUUCAGGCAGGUCACCACAAGAAGCUUCCGCCAGUAAGUUAUCUGCAUCUCCUGAAGAACAAAGCAGAAGGGGGCCUUCUGUUCAAAAAAGGAAAAAAACUUAGAGCUUUGUUGUAACCUUUAAUUUUCUUUAUCCUCUUGGAAUGUCUACCUCAUGCAAGAACAGGGGAAGUAAUUUCACUAUCAGUAGCUGACCUGAAAUUUUAACUACUGUUGAGGAACUGUGAAUUUAUUUUUUUUAAUAGACAAAUCACUCCAAGCAAAUUACAUUUGAGCAGGGUGUCUUGUGUUUUACUGCCUGUGUGUGUGGAUGUGCACGAGUGCAUGUGUCUCUAUCAUGUCUUUGUCUGUAUGUAUACAUAUCUAUCAUCGCUAUCUCUAUCUGUGUAUAUGUAUACAUACACACACCAGCAGAACAUUCUCCAUUUCCCAGGAUACAUCAUCCAUUGUGAAGCAAUAGUCAUGGUUCAGAAUGUUUUUGGAUACUCAUUCCUGGCAGCAAUCUUGAAACAUGCUUUAAAAACCAGUUAAGAUCAUGACUGUUACUUUUGUGUGAACCAAAGGAUACUUCACCUCUCAAAGCUGCCAAUGAUACGGUACUAAGAAUACUAAGACAUUCCCCUAACCCUCUAUUCUGGGUAGAUAUUUUGUUCUUGAUGCCCAAAGUAUAGCAAUGUUGUUUUUUUUUCUCCACACCUGUCAAGGGCAUGCCUUGAUUAAGUACGACUCUGUUGCCACAAUCUUUCUUCAGGAGUUAAGACUCCAGAAAAGACAAUGAAUGUGUAGUUUCUGUGCUGAGAUCUCAAAUGUUGUGUUAAAUGAAUAUGGCUUAAUUUUAAGUUAGGUGACCGUUGUGUGGGGGAAAAUGUGUCAGUUGUUCUGAACUGAUUGGUUUGAGUGGUAUCAAGCUACCACCCUGUUUGCCCCCUUUGAGUUUUGUGAAAAUCUUGGGGGCGGGGGGGGGCGGCAGAAGCUGCUUCCCUUGGUCCCAACUUGUCCCCCUGAGUCGGUGUAUCGAUCAACGGGAUUUCCCCCUUGUUUACUACUGAAAGUCAUGAAGAGAACUCCCUAGGGUUUUUUAAGAAAAAGGAACAAGAAACACAAAGUUAAUGACAUAUUGGGGUACAGCCUUGGUGGAGAAUAAAUCUGUAUGGGCACUUACAGUUGAUCAACAUCCCCUGCUAUUCAUAUAGUAAAAGUACAGUAUUGAGUGACGAACAUACACAGCUGACGCAGAGAGGCCUUAGAGCAGGGACAUGCAAACAUUGCGACACUUGCCAGAAGCCCUAGGACUCCAUCCGCUUUCCAUGAAAUGGAGAAGACUGCAGACCAGCCUCGGCUCAGUGCAUGCUAGGACUGCUCCUCUACACUGAAGAUGAACAUGUCUGCAAGCCCCAUUCUAAAACUCACUGGGCUGCACUUUAACCAACCCCUGGCUGCACUUUGGCCAUCCAUAACCUGGUCCAUUUGCAAUUGGCAGAUUAACAAAUUAUACCUAAGAAAAUGUCCUUCUAACCAUCCCAUUGCAGAUGUAAUUUCUUUGGAGAAAUCUGUAUAAUGCUUAACAUUGGCAAUAAACAUAGGCUGUUACAAAAAUUGAGAC